Cuscuta campestris is the source of this 1528-nucleotide messenger RNA. The record is from the annotation of a GenBank genome assembly. Lineage: Eukaryota; Viridiplantae; Streptophyta; Magnoliopsida; Solanales; Convolvulaceae.
AUAAAAUAGAGAGUAGAGCUAAUUUUCCCCGAAGCCCCCCGAAAACCCGCCGUCCGCUUGAGUUCACUAUUGCGGGAGAAUUCCCUUUGAAUCUUCCUUCUUUCGACGAUCGAGCACACUUCACAAUUCAAACCCCCGCCGUCCGUUUUUCCCUCAAACAUGGCUAUCAUUAGCGAUCGGAGGUUGUCUCCCGGGUUUAGGUUCCACCCGACCGACGAGGAGCUGGUCCUGUACUACCUGAAGCGGAAGAUCUGCGGCCGCCGGCAUCUUCUGGAUUUAAUCUCAGAGACUGACGUUUACAAGUGCGAUCCGGUGGAAUUGCCCGGGCUUUCUAAGUUGCAAACUGGUGACAGACAAUGGUUCUUCUUCAGCCCCAGAGAUAGAAAGUACCCAAAUGGUUCGAGGACGAACAGAGCCAACAAGCAUGGCUAUUGGAAGGCAACAGGGAAGGACCGUAUCAUCACAUGUAAUUCUCAUGAUGUAGGGAUCAAAAAAACUCUGGUCUUUUAUAGGGGCCGUGCGCCAAGAGGCGAACGAACUGAUUGGGUGAUGCAUGAGUAUACUCUACACGAAGCCGAGUUGAAAAGAUGCUACUCCAAACAGGAUUGCUAUGCACUGUACAAGGUGUUUAUGAAGAGUGGGCCCGGACCAAAGAACAGCGAGGAAUAUGGCGCACCAUUUAAAGAAGAGGACUGGGCUGAUGAUGAUGAUGAUGUUUUGCUUAUUGACCAUCCAACCCCUGAUGACUUGUUGCUGCCUUCUAAAGACGAUCUUGAUGAAAUCCUUCAACUUUUAGCAGACGAGCCUCCACUUAAUUGCAGUUUUGUGGACCAACUUGGUGUUAAGGAUAAUAAUAAUACUCUACCAGAGGAUUCUUCAUGGGAGGUUGGUUUGCCCUACAGCACCGGCGCUGUCUUACCUGAGGUGACAUCUUCUGUUAGUCAUGAAGGGUUGAAACCUCAAGCUGUGGAAGAAGAUUUUCUUGAAGAUUUUUUGGAGAUGAAUGAUCUUGAAGGUGGUCUAAGGCCAAUUGGUGAACUCGACAACGUCCACCAAGAUGCACCUUUGUUUCUUGAUUUUACGUGAAAGAUAGGAUCAGGCAGGUAAACAACAAUAUGUUUGUUCAUAUCAUUGUGACUAAAUGAUAUAAGCAGUGGUUUUGACUUCAACAAGCAGCUAUGGAGCCAUGAUCAAAGGUGAAGGGUUAUCAACUCCCUUGAACAAAACCGAUGCACGAAACUGUUAUGCAUGAUGAUGCUGAGGAGAUGACAAAGUGGAUGCAGAGGAUAUGAACUGAGGACAGAAAAAAGUACAUGGCAACCGACGACGACCAUGGGAGGACGAUCAUACUGUGUAAUUUGUUACAUUUUUGGUUUUUGAUAUUGUAUUUUUAGUUUAGGGGUCGGGCGGAAUUAUAAGCCCCUUUCUGGGUUUUCUACGGUUCUUUCCCAGAUCGGAAAAAGAGAGUCGAACCGAUAGGGUCCUUAGAUAAUUUAGAAAUAGGGAUUAAUAAACAUUGUUCUAAGAG